Molecule: messenger RNA, 294 nt
Organism: Gongylonema pulchrum
Lineage: Eukaryota; Metazoa; Nematoda; Chromadorea; Rhabditida; Gongylonematidae
Source: the annotation of a GenBank genome assembly
GCAGUGCAAAAAGCAAAACUUGCCGAAAAUGAUGCUGAGAAAGCAAAUAAAACGCUAAGCGAAGCUCAAGAUAGUCUCAAAAGGAUAAUCGAUCAGCUAAAUUCAUUGGACGACGUGAAUAAUGAAGAACUAGAUGAACUGGAAAAGCAGCUUGAUAAGGCGGAAGAACUAUUGGAAACUGCUGAUUUGGACAAGCAGGUUGGGCAUUCUUUUCCUCCAGUCUGGUAUAUUUUCUUGUGUCCUUUGCUAAAAAUUUUUCCAUUCGUUGUGUUGAGAAUCCUGAAAAGUCCCUAA